Molecule: messenger RNA, 1656 nt
Organism: Acomys russatus (golden spiny mouse)
Lineage: Eukaryota; Metazoa; Chordata; Mammalia; Rodentia; Muridae
Product: guanine nucleotide-binding protein G(s) subunit alpha
Exons: 12
Coding region: 100-1287 (395 amino acids)
Biological process (GO): sensory perception of chemical stimulus; adenylate cyclase-activating dopamine receptor signaling pathway
Cellular component (GO): heterotrimeric G-protein complex
Molecular function (GO): beta-2 adrenergic receptor binding; ionotropic glutamate receptor binding; mu-type opioid receptor binding
Source: RefSeq, a predicted model, not a curated record
GAGCCGCCACCCUCCCCGCGUUCCCCGCUUUCCCGGCCCGCCAGAGGCCGCCCGCCCCGUCCCCGCCGCCCCGCAGCCCGGCCGCGCCCCGCCGCCGCCAUGGGCUGCCUCGGCAACAGUAAGACCGAGGACCAGCGCAACGAGGAGAAGGCGCAGCGCGAGGCCAACAAAAAGAUCGAGAAGCAGCUGCAGAAGGACAAGCAGGUCUACCGGGCCACGCACCGCCUGCUGCUGCUGGGUGCUGGAGAGUCUGGCAAAAGCACCAUUGUGAAGCAGAUGAGGAUCCUGCAUGUUAAUGGGUUUAACGGAGAGGGCGGCGAAGAGGACCCGCAGGCUGCAAGGAGCAACAGCGAUGGUAGUGAGAAGGCCACCAAAGUGCAGGACAUCAAAAACAACCUGAAGGAGGCCAUUGAAACCAUCGUGGCCGCCAUGAGCAACCUGGUGCCCCCUGUGGAGCUGGCCAACCCUGAGAACCAGUUCAGAGUGGACUACAUUCUGAGCGUGAUGAACGUGCCGAACUUUGAUUUCCCACCUGAAUUCUAUGAGCAUGCCAAGGCACUGUGGGAGGAUGAGGGAGUGCGUGCCUGCUAUGAGCGCUCCAAUGAGUACCAGCUGAUUGACUGUGCCCAGUACUUCCUGGACAAGAUUGAUGUGAUCAAGCAGGCCGACUACGUGCCAAGUGACCAGGACCUGCUUCGCUGCCGCGUCCUGACUUCUGGGAUCUUUGAGACCAAGUUCCAGGUGGACAAAGUCAACUUCCACAUGUUCGAUGUGGGCGGCCAGCGCGAUGAACGCCGCAAGUGGAUCCAGUGCUUCAAUGAUGUGACUGCCAUCAUCUUCGUGGUGGCCAGCAGCAGCUACAACAUGGUCAUUCGGGAGGACAACCAGACCAACCGCCUGCAGGAGGCUCUGAACCUCUUCAAGAGCAUCUGGAACAACAGAUGGCUGCGCACCAUCUCUGUGAUCCUCUUCCUCAACAAGCAAGACCUGCUUGCUGAGAAGGUCCUCGCUGGGAAAUCGAAGAUCGAGGACUACUUUCCAGAGUUCGCUCGCUACACCACUCCUGAGGAUGCGACUCCCGAGCCCGGAGAGGACCCACGCGUGACCCGGGCCAAGUACUUCAUUCGCGAUGAGUUUCUGAGAAUCAGCACUGCUAGUGGAGAUGGGCGCCACUACUGCUACCCUCACUUUACCUGCGCCGUGGACACUGAGAACAUCCGCCGUGUCUUCAACGACUGCCGUGACAUCAUCCAGCGCAUGCACCUCCGUCAGUACGAGCUGCUCUAAGAAGGGAACACCCAAAUUUAAUUCAGCCUUAAGCACAAUUAAAGAGUGAAACGUAAUUGUACAAGCAGUCGAUCACCCACCAUAGGGCAUGAUUGACAACGCAACCUUCCCUCUUUCUCCCCCCGAGUGAUUCUGAAAACCCCCACUUCCCUCCAGCUUGCUUAGAUGUUCCAAAUUUAGUAAGCUUAAGGCGGCCUACAAGAGAAAAGAAAAAGAAAAAGGCCACAAAAGUUCCCUCUCACUUUCAGUAAAUAAAUAAAAGCAGCAACAAACAGAAAUAAAAGAAAUGAAAUAAAUGAAAUACAAAAUGAAAUAAAUAUUGUGUUGUGCAGCAUUAAAAAAUCAAAAUAAAAAUUAAAUGUGAGCAAA